GACAGUCCUGAGCUGAUUAACACGCUGCAUGCUGAUCCUUCGGGGCUGCUUAUAUACCCUUCUGCUUAGGAUCUACAGAGGCUGGGUCAGGCUUACACACUUACUGCAACUCAGCAAUUGGGGGGUCAGCAAUGGGCUGUUGACAGGAGAGAUGUUUCCAGACUUCUGCAAUAAAUACCUGGGACUUUGUUGUCACCUUACGCCCAUGUAACCAACCUGGGGCCAAGUCUUAAUUUCUGUGCACUAAAAAGAUUUGGACAACUCCCACCUGUCACAUUAUCUGCCCAAAUUACCAUAACUGAUCAAGGUGAUCUUGGAACUUUCUGGGGGGUUUUGGGAUUAAAGAAUGGGAAGCACAGUUAUGGACACCAAGAAGAAAAAAGAUGCUUCUGCUAAGAAGAACACAAGUCCAAAAAAGAGGAUGCUGAGAGUCCAUAUACCUGAUCUCAGCUCGUUUGCUAUGCCCUUUUUGGAUGGAGAUUUGGAAAGUUCAGAGAAAAAUGCCUAUAGAAAGUCGGACGAGUCCAGUAGCGCUGGUAGCCCCUCAAAAAGCUUCUUCCCCAGAGUUCUCCAGAACCGGCCUUCUAGUCCUUUAUCUGCUCCAGUCAAAUCAAAAUACAGCCCUGGAUCUCCAAAAACAGUUUUUCCGUUCCCACAUCAAGAAUCUCCUCCUCGUUCCCCACGUCGUAUGAGCUUUAGUGGCAUCUUCAGAUCCUCUUCCAAAGAUUCUUCUUCACCCUGCUCAACCACAUCUACCUCACCUGGUGGCAUUAAGUUUUUCACACGAUCGAGAAAAGCCUCAGGACUUUCCUCUUCCCCCUCUACUCCCACUCAAGUGACCAAGCAGCCCAGCUUUCCCCUGGAAUCAUACAAACAUGAGCCGGAAAGGUUAGAAGCCAGAUUAAGAUCGUUCUCCUCUCCACCGGACACUGGCCAGAGGUUAUCAUUACCUCAUUUGGCAGUAACUAUGACAAAGUCCUUCUUAGUGUCAUCACCACUCAGCACUACCUCAAAAACAGCUCAAGGCACCAUUGAAGGCAUGCUGGAGAAAUUGGAGCUAGAAGAUGAAGCUGUUGAAGAAUCAGAGAGUGACAUCUACAUGCGCUUCAUGAAAUCGCACAAGUGUUACGACAUUGUUCCAACCAGUUCAAAACUUGUUGUAUUUGACACUACAUUACAAGUGAAAAAGGCUUUUUUUGCAUUGGUAGCCAAUGGUGUCAGAGCUGCUCCCUUAUGGGAAACGAAAAACCAGAAUUUUGUAGGUAUGUUAACAAUUACAGAUUUCAUAAACAUAUUGCAUCGAUACUACAAGUCUCCUAUGGUACAGAUUUAUGAGCUAGAAGAACAUAAGAUAGAGACGUGGAGGGAACUUUACUUACAAGAAACUUUCAAGCCUUUAGUGAACAUUUUUCCAGAUGCAAGUCUCUUUGACGCAGUAUAUUCCUUGAUCAAAAACAAAAUCCACAGAUUACCUGUUAUUGACCCAGUCAGUGGGAAUGCACUUUAUAUUCUUACCCACAAAAGAAUCCUCAAGUUCCUUCAGCUUUUUGUGUCGGAAAUGCCAAAGCCUGCCUUUAUGAAGAAGAACUUAGAGGAGCUUGGUAUUGGGACAUAUCACAACAUUGCCUUCAUACAUCCACACACUCCAAUCAUCAAAGCUUUGAAUAUAUUUGUUGAGAGAAGAGUGUCGGCAUUGCCUGUUGUGGAUGAAUCUGGAAAAGUUGUAGAUAUUUAUUCCAAAUUUGAUGUAAUUAACCUUGCUGCUGAAAAAACGUAUAAUAAUUUAGACAUUACCGUAACGCAAGCUCUUGAACAUCGCUCUCAGUAUUUUGAAGGAGUUGUAAAGUGCAGUAAGCCGGAAACACUGGAGACUAUUGUUGAUCGAAUAGUUAAAGCCGAGGUGCACCGACUGGUAGUUGUAAAUGAAGCAGAUAGCAUUGUAGGAAUUAUCUCUCUAUCGGAUAUUCUACAAGCCUUGGUGCUUUCUCCAGCAGGUGCCAAAAGAAAAGAGAGUGAGGCAGAAUGACCUGGCUGACGAUGUGAAUGCAAUUCUUUUCUUUUUUUUUUUUUCUUUUAAAUAGAACUUGAAAGAUUUUUUUUGUGUCAAACCUUUAUUUUUUUUUUGCCUCAGAAACACUGACUACAAUAGAACUAAAGAUUUUAGAAUGUGUAAUAUGUGGCAGUGAUGUGCAGGGAGUGACUUCCUUAGUCAAAUAGUGACAGAAAUCUCUUUGUUGCAAAUUGUUACUUUAAGCUGUCAUAUCAAAACUGAAGUUUUACCUCUUCUGAUAUUCAGAUUAUUGCUUUACUUAUAGUUGUACAGUAUGGCAUACUCAUAGCAUAGCUUCUGAUGUAAAAAUAUAGCAUUAUGGUCCUGAUGCCCAUUACUGCCACUGAAGUGCGACACUGUAUUGAAUGUGAAAAGUCAUUAACCUAAAACCAAAUUAGUUUCAGAUCUUAUUAGACUCUAAAGCUGCUGUGCCACGUACUAAAAAUAUAAAGCUGCGUUGCUGAGUGACUAGUGCUGCAUUGUCAGUGGUUUGCAUGCACGGGUCCCUGUGUUUUUGGGGGUUUUUUGUUUGUUUUUUAGACAUAAGGCCUAAAAGAUCAGCGUGACUCUUUAUUUCAUCUGCCUGACAGAUUGUUGAGUCAAUAUAAUACAAGCUGAUUUCUACCCAUAAUAAAAGCCUUAUGCACAGCUGCAGUACACAGCAAGGUGGCGCCGUAACACCUGUUUUGUAGUCUUUCCCCAGUCUUAUCUGGCAACACUGCUAUUUCAUAAACGUAAUAUGAAUCUGAUGAAUGACUGAAACUUUAACCCAUACUUGCUGGAAGGAAAUGCUUUAUAAUGGUUAUUCCAACAAAGAUGGACUCUAUACUAGUUUAGUUUUAAGUUUCAAUGCCAGAUGAAUGAGACACUGAACAAGAGUACAUCAUUAUUUAUUUUUACUUUAAAUAAUAAAAAAAAAACAUUUUUUACAGAAUUUUGGUGAACAGACGUUCGCCAUAUCAUUAAUAAACUCUUGAUUGUUAUGAAACAAAUGGCAAAUUAUCUCUUUAUUUUUGCUUAGCUAAUAUGGAAGCCCAUUUUAUUCGGUUUGUAAAUAAAACUGAUGUUCUGUACUGUAAUGUAAAUAAGCAGUUAUUGAGAUAACCAAGUGCCAGAGAAACACGUAUAUAUAUUUGUGUAUGAAAUUGUAAAAUCAAUUUUGUAUAAUUUCAGAUGUUUUUUUUUAAAAAUUGGUAUGGUAUGUUUUGUUUUUUUCAUAGAAUUUUCAGAGUAUUGCAAGAUAUGCUAAUGUCUAUGCACAAAAUGACAUUAGAUGAUAACAUUUGCUUGUCUUGCAAAAUCUCAACAGUAAUCGGUAAUAUGAAGGUGCACUCACUAUUAAAGAUAACACAAAGUAUUCUGUCCCACAACGCAUUUUACAUUUAGUUACAUGCAAACUCUUUGUAACUUUAUUGUUUUGGAAGAUGUAAAGUUUAUAUACAGAAUCAUCCAGUAGAAUAAUCUGUACUGCUUUGGGGGGCAUUCCCCCCUAGUAUGACAAAAUAAGAUGGCUGUGAAGCAAGUUACGUGUGCACAUAGUGUAAAAUGUUUGCAUAGAGCAAUAGAAUUCUGCUAUUCUACCCUGUUCCAAAACAGGGAUUUAGAUCUGCUACGAAAUAUAAAGCCUGUCUGAUUUGCUAAAACAUAAAUGUUUGACAUUGGAGUCCUCAUAUCUAGGGUAAUGCCAGAUUUGUUCCCACCUUUUUAAUUAUUUUAGUGAGUUUACAAAUCUUAAAAAAAAAAAAAAAAGCUAAAAUACGCUUGCUAGAUGUAUAGCUCUGUCACAGUGGCAUUUAAUCGAUUUGGGCCUUUUGGAAUAUACUGCAUUUGAAAAAGAAAAGUGAUUGAGCCUAUGACAUAUGUGGGUUUUUAAUGCCUCAGCAGGGACUCUUUAUAUCUGCUUUUGUGUCAUUCAUGUAUCUUGAGCUCUUUUAUUUUCUUGUGGCAUAAUAUUGUUAAAUGCAGAAUUUAUUUGUAUUUUUUUUAACAAACCCAUGCAUCUAAGCUGCUUAAAAAAUUGAUUUUACACCCCCAACAUUGUGUUAAUCAGCAUUCACUGAACUGAUAACUAGAAAUUGUAUGGCCUAAACUUCUCCAAUUCAUAGGACCUUCUUUUCAGCCUGUUCACUAAAGAUAUGUCUCUUUAAAUUUUAGUGAACAGGUUCAUCUGAAGUGCUUAGCAAUUUGAAGGGUUUUUGUCAUUUGGACCUUUCAAUUGUUUGUGUAGUGAGGGCUUUGUUUUUUUUAUGUACUACUGUAUUUAUAUAGUUAAUAUACAGCUUUGAUCUGUGAUACAGUGAGUUCACCCUUUAAACAGAAUAUGACAAACAUAUGCUAAAUACAUUAUGUAUGUUUGCCGUUUGUUUUUAUAUUUCUUUUACACAUUUUCUCCACUUUUUAUAAAUUGUUAAUAAUGACCCUAAACCAAUGAUAUUAUCUGGUAUACACCCUCUUCUGACUUAUGUAUAUGUUUAUCUUCUUUCCAUCCAUAUCCUAUAAAAGUAAAUUUUAUGAGUUUUCUUGCAGAAGUUUUCCAGGUGCAAAAAUGUCAAACACAUUUAGAGAAAAAGAUCUGCAGUUUAAUUUUUUUUUUUUUUUUUUUUUUUUAACUAUUUUGUAAAUUGAGAGCAGAUUUUUAGAUGAGGUAGGAGGAAAUAUUCGUAACAUUUUCUCCUUUAGAUGGACACAAAUGUAAGAAAACGGCUACAUAGUGAAAAUAUCCAUAAUAAGAUUCUAAUAUGUAUAUUUAUGUUGUUUACAAUGUCAGGAUUAAUGCUUAAUUAUUGCCUAAUUUAUCACCAAUCUGAAAUUCCAAUAAAAUGGUUUUAGGGUCUUUAGAAAUAUAAGAUCAUUUGACGCCAUAUAUUCACUGUAAUAAUUUGAAACAAAAUACACCCGAGUUUUAUCCUGUCUGCCAUGCUUCCUCCUGGACCUCCUGUCUCUGUUUAGUGACAGCGAGCACUAGAUGUGAUCAACGAUUGGUUUAUUGUUAUUCAUGUGCAAAGUUACAUGCUGUUUCCACCAUUUAGAUAUUUCAGACACUGGAUUUAUUAAAAUAGAAAUGCAAAUCUAAAGAUCUAUAUUUUCAACGAUAUUAAGACUUGGGGGCAAAUUUUUCAAGCUAGACAGCCUUCAGGUUCGCCGGAAAUCAACCCGAUCGAAUACGAUUGGGUUGACUGACAACCCCUGCUAGCGGCCGAUUGACUGCGAAUCAGCUGGGGGCGGAAUUGCACCAGCAGUUCACCAGAACUGCUAGUGCAAUGAUAAAUGCAGAGAGCGUAUUCUGUCGGCAUUUGUCGAUGUGCAGCGGACAUGAUCCGCAAUAUCGGAUCAUGUCCGCUCGCACAUUAAUAAAUAGGCCCCUUGACCUUUUUUUAAAAUAUACGGUGUCUGAAGACUAUCUGAAUACCAGAAACCAUGCUUAACCCUGUUAUUCGUAUUGCAAACGAAUAGUUAAAAUACCAAUUAUUGCACAUCUACAAAGUCCCAAAUGUUUCACAAACACAGCUUGUAAUAUUGCAAAAACAGAGCUCAAGAACUGAAUAUUGCACCAGAGAGACUAUUGAAUAAUCUGAGGUUUGGAAUCAAACUGCAUGUUUUAAUGUUAAAAAAAAACAACUUUAAACUAUUCUAUCUUUCAUUCAUUCAUUCAAUUAAAAAUUUUUUUUUUUAAAAAGGACCAUUUACAAUAGAGAGGGUACAUUUUUCUAUUAUAUUUUACAGAGUAUAUUAUUUAAAGUAUCCUAAAUACAUUUUUUUUUAUUAACAAGCUACACAUAAUGGACAUGAAGUUAUAUUCUUUAUAUGACUUCAAUUUAGUAGAAUUAUAUGUGAAUUUAGUUCAAAAAAAUCUACGCCUCGACAGCCAUAACUUGAACAUAGUGAAUCCAUAUAUACUGUAUAUGUGUAAUUACAUUAACACAAGAAGCGGUUUGUAAAUAUUGGGCUAUCUUAUCUUACAGUAUUACAUAUUUAUAAAAAAAAUAAGCUAUUUCUUCAUAUUUACUAAUAUGCAAUGAGGGCAUGUAUAGCAGCACUAUAUAAAUCAAACUCUAAAAAUCGGUGUAUAAUACAUUUAAAAACAAUUAGCACUUUAAAUCUGAAACUGCUUGAUUCAAAUUAUUUUAUGUUAUGAAUAAGUUAAGGCUUUAUAUUCGAUCAAAAUAAAGUGACAAAAAGCAAACAUUGUUGACAGUUUAAAAGAUAAACCAUUGUUUGAAAUAUCAUAUUUAAUAUUAGAUAAUUUAUUGGUUUUGAUAUUUUUAGUGAGUAAAGUUCUAAAGUAAGAUUUCUUUCUAAUUGUAGUGAGAGUCCACAAUACUCUUUUAGGAAUUACUUGACCUGGCCACCAGGUGGAGGCAAAGAUAUCCUACACUAGAGUUUCAAGUAUCCCUCCUACUUCCCUUUCCCUCACAGUAAUUCUUUGUAGGUUUGGAUUGAGAUGCUGCUGAAAUUUUGAAGAUUUUCAGAUUGUAUUCCUUUCAAGGGAAAGAUGAAAGAUUCCUGGAAGAGAAGAGAUUGGAGGGUGCUGUUUGGGCAUUUUCCUCUUUGUUGCAGUUGAGCCACAAACUAGCCAUGGGUGUUGCAAGGUAGUACCUUAGCCACCUCCUUUUUGGCAAGACUGUUCACCCUAUUCACAACCUUCCAUUCUCUGCUUUUUACAGAUAUGGACAGGGCCUACAUGCAGUUUACCCUAAGGAGUGAAUCUGAAUGGGGGUAAGUUUAUAUUCCUGGGGCUUCACUCCUAUCCCUGUUAAAGCACUUAGUAAGUGCUGGGGAUACCUUUAUCCUGCAUUCAGCUGGUGUUUGUUGUGGCUGGCUUAGCACUUCAAGAGUGUCGGAUCGAGUGGCAGCUCACUUUGCACCUUUGGAAGUUGCAGGAGGGGGUGAGACGCAAUACACCAGAGCAGAGAGUUCAUUGAUAUUCUGAUAUAUUUUGUAAUCUCUAUAAAAUGUUUUAUUGGAUACAUAAUCUCUUUAUUAUCUACUGUGUAGUUUUCCCUUCUCCUUGUGGAGUAUGGAUUAACCAGGGACUGAAGCCUUUGAAGAAGGACGCUCUGAGGGUGAUGAUAUUUCAGGUUCCAAUUUUAAAUUGAAUAAAUGUUUGCUGUGUAGGUCUGCCAUAGUAUGCCCUCCAAUACAACUCGGUUGCUCAUGCUUAACAUCUGUUCUUUAGAACCAUUCUCAUGAUCCAGGUCCAUCAUCUUAGGCAGAUUGUUACUCAAGGUGGUGUAACAGAAUUUGCACCACAGUUUAAAGCUUAAUUGCAAUCGCUGGUGUCUGUAGCUAUUGCAGCUCUGUCACCUGCAAGCAAUCGCAAACUCCAACAUACUUAUAGUUUAUCUUCCAAAUUCAGCCGCCACUGUUAGCCCUCCGGCUAUUCGGCAAGCACAGGAAUCUGAUCUGGAUGGAUCCCCUUCUGCAUCUGAUGGGUAGGUCUUAUCUGGUGACUCCUUUUCAGAGUCAGACAAGGAAAUUGAGGAAGUCAAUUUCCAGUUUACUAUGGACCAUUUAAAGUCUUUACUUAGAGGUUUUAAUAACCUUGGAGGUGUAGGACCUGAAAACCUGCUGAGGGGAAGACCGUCCAAAAGCUGGACAUUAUUUUAAACCAAAAUCUAAGUUUCCUGAGACGUUUCCUGUAUCUUCUCUGGUGUCUGAGAUCGAAGGAAUGGGAUAAGCCUGAAGUUCCUUUCUCCCCUUCUACUAAUUUUAAGAAGCUUUUUUUUCUGUCCCGGAGGUCAACCAAGACUUAUGGGGCUCUUCUUACAGUGAGGUUUACUCUUUCAACUGUCAAAGUGAGCGGUGGUCGCUGGUGUGACUCUCCGAUUUGGUCUCUGAAGAAUCAUCCUUGCAGGAGAUCCAAAAGCAUAUUCAAUUCUUGAAGCUGGCAAAUUCCUUUAUGUGUUAUGCAGUGGUUCAGAUUAUUCACAUCAAUGCAAAGAAUACUUUGCUGCAGGUCCUAGUCAGGCGGACUCUUUGGUUGUAAUCUAGGUCUGCGGACAUGGUUUCUAAAUCUAGACUAUUAUGCUAACUUUUUAAAGUUAAGACUCUUUUUGGUCCUGGUUAGAGUCUAUAAUUUCCACUGUGACAGGUGGUAAAGGGGCCUUUUUACAUCAAGAUAAAAAGGCUACACCUAAGGGUAAAUCUGGAUUGCAUUUUCAACCCUCUCACCAAAACAAGUAUCAGAGAUCGAAUUCCUCUCAGAAGCCAGAGUCUUCUAAGCCAGCGUUGAGACCGAAUCCAGUGUGGUAAAAAUCCAAAUCGUCCAAGAAGCCUUCAGAGACCAAGUCUGCAUGAAGGUGAGGUCCCCAAUCCGGAGUUAGCUCUGGUAGGAGGCAGGUUAAGCCUUUUUCAGGAGGCGUGGGUCAUGGAAAUUGUGUCUCGGUGCUACAGAAUAGGUUUCAGGUCUCCCCCUCUGCGGGGUAGGUUUAUUCUUUUUCUCAUUUACAAAAGUCCAGAAAAGAAACUUGACUUUUGUUGCUGUUUGAAGGACAUAGGAUAUGGUAAUUUACAGUCCCAGUACCUCAGUUGGAACAGGGAUCAGGGUUAUACUCCAAGCUGUUCAUUGUUCCAAAGAAGGGAGGAAUUUUUUAUCCUAUUUUGGACCUGAAAAUUUGAAACAAGUUUUUAAGGGUCCCUUCAUUCAAGAUGGAGACUAUCAGAUUGAUCCUCCCUUUAGUUCUUUGUGGUCAAUUUAUAUCUACAAUUAAUCUAAAGGACAUAUACCUUAACAAUCCAAUUCAUUGAGAACAUAAUUGGUUUCUUUGGUUUGCUUUUCUUGACAAGCAUUACUAGUUUACAGCUCUCUCUGUCAGUCUUGCUACUGCACCAAGAAUAUUCACAAAGGUUUUGUGAGCCCUUUUUUCUGCAAUUCGAGCUGUUGCUCCCUACUUGGACGAUAUCUUGAUUCAGGCCCCAUCUUUACCUUUAGCUAAGGCUCAUAUGGAAAAACUGUUGUGGUUUCUUCACAGUCAUGGCUGGAAGGUAAAUGUGGAAAAAGUUCUCUUACACCAAGAAAGUUCUUGGGAGUGGUCAUAGACUCAGUAGAAAUGAAGUGUUCUAGACAUGGUUUCUUAUGGAAGUCCUUGAAAAUUCCAUGGAUCCUACAAUUUCUUCAAGAGGGUCUAGAUGAGGGUUAUCAGCCAGUUCCCUCAAAGAUCAGAUUUCUGUCCUUUCAGUUCUGUUUUAUAGAAAGUUAGCUCAUUUUCAUGAUGUUCAAUCUUUUGUUGAGGCUCUUUAUUAAGAUUAAACCGGUUUUGAAACCAGUUUACCCUUCUUGGACUCUCAACUUGGUUCUCAGAGUUUUGCAGUCUCCUCCGUUCGAACCAUUGCAUUCCUUGGAUAUUAAAUUAUUCUCUUUGAAACUUGUGUUUCUUUUGGCGAUCUCUUCAACUCAUAGUUUCAGAAUGGUCAUCGCUUUUUUCUGAUCCUCAUUACAUGAUAUUUCUCCAGGAUAAAGCGGUUUUACGUACUGUCUGUUUUUUUGCAGAAGGUUGUUUCUGUUGAUAACAUGAUAGUGAAAUUAUUGUUCCUUCUUUCUGUCCAAAUCCGAAGUCAUCUAAAGAGAGGCUUCUACACAAUCUGGAUAUUGUAAGGGCUUUGAAAUUCUAUUUACAUGUGACCAAAGAAUUUUGCCAAUCUACCAGCUUUUUUGUUCUGUAUUCUGGGAAAAAUAAAGGUCAGAAGGCUACUUUGGUUUCCUUAUCUUUUUGGUUGAUGAGUUUAAUCUGUAUGACUUACUUGGAGGCGGGUCAGCAAUUGCUCUACUCGUUCAGGUUCAACUUCAUGGGCCUUCAAGAAUAAGGGUUCUGGAGAACACAUAUGCAAGGUUGCUACUUGGUCGUCCUUGCAUACUUUUACAAAGUUCGAUCAUUUUGACGUUUUUGCCUCGGCUGAGGCAGCGUUUGGCAGAAAGAUUCUGUAGGCAGUAGUCUCUGAUACUUAAAGGCCUGCCUCCUUUUUUAAAGUCCAUUUUCCCACCAAUUUUUUUCGUGGACUCCACAGCUUGGGUAUUGAUUCCCAAAAGUAAGUAUCAUGGACUCUCACUACCAUUAGAAAGAAAAUGUAAAUUAAUUCUUGCCUUGAUAAAUGAAUUUAUUUCUUGGUAGUAAGAGUCGACAAGCUCACCCAUAUUUUAUUUUUUGUGGCGGCAGUCCUUGUUUGCAUCUCUUUACCCCAUUUUCUUCUUACUUCUUCCUAUCCUCCGCUAUAUGCAAUACUGGGAGGGAAAGGGAAGUAGGAGGGAUACUUGAAACUCUGGUGUAAGGUGUCUGCCUCCUUCUGGGUGCCAGGUGAUGUAAUUCCCAAAAGUAAGGAUCAUGGACUCUCACUAACAAGAAAGAAAUUAAUUUAUAAGGUAAGAAUAAAUUUGUUUUGUAAUUAAAAUGUCCCAAACAUUUUUGUUUCAAGACAUCUGAUCCAUCUUAUUUUAGUGAUUCAAUUUGGGUCUUUACAUUAAAAAAAGAAGUAAAUAUUGUACAGAGUGUCCACCAAAGAUGCAUCCACAAGAACAAAUUGUUUUGGCUGACAGAAAAAAAAAUUACUGAAAACAUUUGCAAAUGUUAUUAAAUUUUAAGUUAUUAUUUAAAAUUUUUAUAAUUAUAAUGGUUACCCACAGUCAUGUUUUAGCUUUUUAAGGGGUGGGGUAUUUGGUUUCCAUCAAUGUAAUAUUGCUUUAUCUACAACUGUGGUUUGAUGGCCUUGUUAAUAAAAAGAAAAGAUUUUUCAAUAUUUGUGCCUGUAUUUCCUAAAACAUCAUGUUGAUUUGUUUUCACAAUGACUUGAUUGAAAAGAUGUUGUGCACUGUGCACCUUUACAACAGGGCUCAACAAAUUUACUCACUCCCGGUUAUUUGACCCCCAAAUCUUUCCACCAUGUUGCUGACAGUUCUGGCCGGCAUUGCACAUGAACUGAAGUGACAUAAAACUCCGCCCCUCCCCACAGGUCACAUGUUAUAGGUAAAGAGGCUUUUUAAAGAGGUAUUAGAGGGAGGGCAUGGCCAAAGUUUGAUUUGUAUUUCAUAGCUGUGAGGCCUAGAACAAAUAUAGCCACACAAGGCAAAGUUUUAGGAGCGGCUGGUGGGUGUGUGUGGGGGGGGGGCACCCAUGGGUAUUUUGGGGACCCAAAACCAUCUCACCAGGACCUAAUUUCAAGGCAUCAAUGGCUUCCCGGAGCCUGGGUUUGUCAAGUCCUGCUUUACAAGAUUAUAAACUUAUAGUAAUUAUAGAAAACCAAAUUCUAUGUAUAGUUAGCUUUCACAAAACAAAAAAUGCAUUAACAUAAUUUAAUAAAACAAUACUGUACAAACUGUAUUCUCUGGAACCUCCACCCUCUGUUCCACCAUCAAGUUAGUUAUAGCAGAAUUCACAGCUAUGGCUGCUCUGUUUCCAAACUUCUUCUUAGCCUUUAGCAGCAAUAGCGUGCUUCACAACAUAGCCCGCGAUCUAGACCUCUUCCAUGCGAGCCCUGGUAAGUCUCUCAAACCCUGACACUCUUAGGCAACAUCCUUUUCAAGUUUCUUUUUGAGGACAAGGUUACAGGUACAUACAAGCACAAUAGGAUACAUAGAAUUCCAAUACAUAUCUUGUACAGUUGUAUAUGAAAAAAAUAAAACCUAAAAAUCAAAAGCUAGGCUACCGUUUAUCAGAAAAAUAUCGGUUCAACAAAGCAAAAUUUACAGGUACAUGUAGACAUAGAAGCAUUACAUUAAGUUCUACUACAGAUUUUGGAGAUUCAAACGGUAACGUUUAAAUAUGACCUGCAUAUCUAAAAUCAGAUUACAGGUUGUCGAAGUAGUACCCAGUGGAGGCUCCUGCAUAGGAGUGGUAGUGACAACGCCUCAACAGUUUUUUGAGGAAAAGGAAAAAAUGCUAUUAAAUUGUAUCAUGUUUGUGCCAUACAUAAUAUUAUUGCCUUUUUAUAGUAAUGUCAGGACAAUUGUCCAGUAUAAUUCACCGUUUUGAUAUUGCAUAUUAAUCACAUAUGUCUGUGCUAUAUAAUAUAGGGGUACAAUUGAUCAUGUGUUUUUACUUAUAUAUUCAGGUACACAUACACAUAUAUAUUAUUUCUCUUGCAAGGUGUAUCCAGUCCACGGAUUCAUCCUUUACUUGUGGGAUAUUCUCAUUCCCUACAGGAAGUAGCAAAGAGAGCACACAGCAAAGCUGUCCAUAUAGCUCUAGCUCCACCAUCUAGUCAUUCUCUUUGCUGGCUCUAAGCACUAGGGUCUCUCUCGGGAGUGUAAAGUGAAUGUGGUGUUAGAAUUGUAGUUUUAUUAUCUUCAAUCAAAAGUUUGUUAUUUUAAAUGGUACCGGUUUGUACUAUUUACUCUCUAGCAGAAAAGUGAUGAAGAUUUCUGCUGAGAGGAAAAUGAUUUUAGCAUGUUGUAACUAAAAUCCACUGCUGUUCCCACACAGGACUGAGGAGUACCAGAAAACUUCAGUUGGGGGGAACAGUUUGCAGGGUGAUCUGCAAUAAGGUAUGUUCAGUCAUUUAUUUCUAGACAAGACUGAGAUAAUGCUAGAAGAGACUGACAAUAUCCCCAUGAGGGGAGGGUAAGCUAUGUUCACAGACUUAGUAAGGAAUGUAAUGCUUACAUAAUAGGGCUAAUUAUGCUGGUUGACACUUAUUCAGGGCAAUCGAUUGUUUGGCUAAGGAAAAAUCGUUUUGCAAGACACUUUGAAAGCCCUUUUGGGUUUUUUCUGGGGUUAUUACCACAUGGCUGUUUUUUAGUCACUUAGGAGUGAUUUAUUAGGCCUCACAGCUCCGGAGUAGAGUGGGAGGGGCCUAACUGCCUCAGAUGCGCACUUAGAAUUGCAGACAAGUUCAUGCUGUUUCACAUGGAGGGUCCUGCUGAUGUUUGAGGGCCUAAAAGAAUCUAUAUUCCCCCAAAUCUUCUCCCUAAGGGAAGGUAGGGCCACAGCAAGGCUGUGGCAUGGUGCUGUAGUGAUUUAACCAGGUGUUGGCUUUAGGCUGCUCUGGUUUGGGCAUUAAGGGGUUAAUCGUUUUGAAACUUGGGGUGCAAUCUUAUUAAGGCUUUAGCUACAUACUGUGAAAAUUUCAAAAAGAUUGCUGCAUUUUUCACCGUUUUGUAAAAUUGUGUGCUCUUUUUAUCUCUUAAAGGCACAGUAACGUUUUUUUCAAAUUGUGUUUUUUAUUUGAUUAAAGUGAUUCCAAGCCUUUUUGCGUACCAAGCCUGGUUUUCUUCCUAAAGUUGUUUCUAACAAGAAUAUUAACCAGGAAAUAGUUGUUCCUUCUCUGUGUCCUAAUCCAUCUUCGAAGAAGGAACGUCUGUUGCACAAUCCAUUUUCCCACCAAUUUUUUUCGUGGACUCCACAGCUUGGGUAUUGAUUCCCAAAAGUAAGUAUCAUGGACUCUCACUACCAUUAGAAAGAAAAUGUAAAUUAAUUCUUGCCUUGAUAAAUGAAUUUAUUUCUUGGUAGUAAGAGUCGACAAGCUCACCCAUAUUUUAUUUUUUGUGGCGGCAGUCCUUGUUUGCAUCUCUUUACCCCAUUUUCUUCUUACUUCUUCCUAUCCUCCGCUAUAUGCAAUACUGGGAGGGAAAGGGAAGUAGGAGGGAUACUUGAAACUCUGGUGUAAGGUGUCUGCCUCCUUCUGGGUGCCAGGUGAUGUAAUUCCCAAAAGUAAGGAUCAUGGACUCUCACUAACCAGAAAGAAAUUAAUUUAUAAGGUAAGAAUAAAUUUGUUUUGUAAUUAAAAUGUCCCAAACAUUUUUGUUUCAAGACAUCUGAUCCAUCUUAUUGUAGUGAUUCAAUUUGAGUCUUUACAUUAAAAAAAGAAGUAAAUAUUGUACAGAGUGUCCACCAAAGAUGCAUCCACAGGAACAAAUUGUUUUGGCUGACAGAAAAAAAAAUUACUGAAAACAUUUGCAAAUGUUAUUAAAUUUUAAGUUAUUAUUUAAAAUUUUUAUAAUUAUAAUGGUUACCCACAGUCAUGUUUUAGCUUUUUAAGGGGUGGGGUAUUUGGUUUCCAUCAAUGUAAUAUUGCUUUAUCUACAACUGUGGUUUGAUGGCCUUGUUAAUAAAAAGAAAAGAUUUUUCAAUA
This is a messenger RNA of Bombina bombina (fire-bellied toad), 14110 nucleotides long. It is a transcript of the gene PRKAG2, whose product is annotated as protein kinase AMP-activated non-catalytic subunit gamma 2. The record is from RefSeq and is a predicted model, not a curated record. NCBI's taxonomy places the organism in Eukaryota, Metazoa, Chordata, Amphibia, Anura, Bombinatoridae. Bases 347 to 2026 code for a protein of 559 amino acids. The transcript has 16 exons.